UGAAAAAAAUAGGAAGGGAAAGGUGGAGAGUAAAAGCAGUGGAGAAGGACAAAUGGGAAUGGUGACGCAAGGAGGAGGACUAGGAGGAGGGAAGGUAGGGACCAUUAUUAUCAGAGAUUAGUGGGGAGGAAGGAUGUAAAAGACUCGCACAGAUGUCAAACUGAAGAAAAACUCGCUCCCGCCAUCACCGUGUUUCGUGUUUCAAUUGUUGAAAAACCAACUACGCACAAUCACAAAAAUAAUAAUUAUAAAAUAGUACCAAACAGAAACUCUGUGUGAGUUUCAAAAUAUUCAUACAUAAAUAAAUAGAAUCGACGAAAACCCACAUAACCCCACAUGAUAGUUAUGCAUAUAGACCUCCAUUGAAGGAUCAUAAGAAGAAAGAAAGAAAGAAAAGGGUGGCGGUCAUAUUCAGAUAAUAACCAUAAUAGAUGAAAGGCAGAGUUAAGAGCCCCAAGACCAAGUUUGGGAAACCAAUUGUUUUCUUCCUUUGUUUGCUCUUCUUCUUGGCUGGUUUCUACAUCUCCACCAUUUUCUCUCAGUCGCAGGAUGCGCCAAGUUUGCCACACGGUUCGAGAAUUCUGGAAUCGGUCGAAGUAGACAGCCAAGCCAUGCCGCACGGAGAGACUGGAGAUAGUUAUAUCCAAUCGAUUCCAUUUCAGGUUUUAAGCUGGAAACCACGAGCUCUUUACUUCCCCCGAUUUGCAACACCAGCACAAUGCGAAGGCAUAAUUGAGAUGGCUAAGUCUAAUCUUAAGCCAUCUACCUUGGCUUUGCGGAAGGGAGAAACUGAUGAGAGCACAAAGGGGACCCGAACAAGUUCAGGCACAUUUAUUAGUGCAUCAGAAGACGAUGCAGGAAUUUUGGACGCUAUUGAGCAAAAGAUUUCUAAAGUUACAAUGAUACCAAGAACCCAUGGAGAGGCAUUCAACGUUUUGCGGUAUGAGAUUGGCCAGAAGUACGACUCUCAUUAUGAUGCAUUCAACCCUGCAGAAUAUGGCCCACAGAAGAGCCAAAGGGUUGCUUCCUUUUUGUUGUAUCUGUCUGAUGUUGAAGAGGGUGGAGAAACUAUGUUUCCUUUUGAGAAUGGUGCAAAGUUAGGUAUGGGAUUUGAUUACAGAAAGUGCACUGGUUUAAAAGUGAAGCCUCGCCAAGGGGAUGGACUAUUAUUUUAUUCAGUGUUUCCAAAUGGCACAAUUGAUCAGGUAUAUCAUCUGAUUGAAGGUGUUAUUUGCCAAGUUUGUAAAAACAUAUUAUCAAAAGCGAACAACCUAUUUCAGUGCUAAAAUGUCUCCAAUGUAACUGUUGUUUUUAGAAGCCUUGGACUUCCUAUUAUAUUUCUUCUUCAGAACAUAAUAUCUCCAUGUUGUACCCACGGAUCCUGUUCAAAUAUAUCUAUCUGCUAGAUGUCAAACUCUAGAAAACAACUCAAGUGGAAUCUUGAUAAAUUCUUCAAUGCUAGUUAAUCAGUCUUUAUCAGCGUUUGCAAAAUUGGUAAGUCCUAGAACAGUUUUUAUGCAUCCCCAAGCAGUCUUCUGUUGACUCAAUUAUUUUCUAUUCGUAUUCAAAAACUCCUUUUCUUCCUCAUCUUGUAGUAAUUGUCUGCUUUGUGUUGUGAAGCUUUCUUUGAGAAACCCUUACCACUCUCUCAGCAUCCUGUACUUCCAGCACCAAAUAGAGCUUUGCAAAUAGAGCCCCUACCCUUAACUCUGCAAAUAGAGCCUUGCUUAUGCAAUUGAAGCGGCAAAAAGAUGCUUUAUAUUACUUGCUAUUUGGAUUUCCUUCCCCAUUCAUCGAAUCGAAACUCAUUUCUCAUCUUAAAAUACUUGAAAAUU
Messenger RNA from Ziziphus jujuba (common jujube), 1835 nucleotides. RefSeq names its product probable prolyl 4-hydroxylase 9. Gene Ontology annotation, biological process: peptidyl-proline hydroxylation to 4-hydroxy-L-proline. Bases 432 to 1286 code for a protein of 284 amino acids. Lineage: Eukaryota; Viridiplantae; Streptophyta; Magnoliopsida; Rosales; Rhamnaceae. The transcript is spliced from 8 exons. Gene Ontology annotation, cellular component: endoplasmic reticulum. Gene Ontology annotation, molecular function: procollagen-proline 4-dioxygenase activity; iron ion binding; L-ascorbic acid binding. The record is from RefSeq and is a predicted model, not a curated record.